GGCAGUUAUGUCAAAACGUUAAGCAAAAACAUCCGUACCGAUAUUUGCACCAAAACAUGGCUCACCUAAUACAGAAAACGCGUGAAUAUUUAGUUGUUAGGUACAUUUGGCUUAACUUUCAAAAGCUAGACAUCCGCCAUGGCCAUACGCUACGUGGUAAAGCACCGGGAGUUGCCAAAACGUUGGCGGAACGUUUAAAAGCGGAAAAAGUACUCGAUCCCGCUAUCACCGAACCGGUAAACAUUGGAUUUCCUUACAUAAAACCGUCCAGAUCGUCACAACUGUCGGAACGACUUGCACACCUGAAGUCGCAACGAGCCAAUCCCGCACUGGAACGAUUAGCAAGGGAGCGAAAAUUGGAAGUUGAUCUGGAACAGGUACGAGCAGAUUGGUUGAAAACAAGUGGACCGUUUCACGUAAAACGAAUUGCGGAGCAUUACGGCGUAUUUAAGCAUCUGUUCGGAUAUGCUUAUUUUGUGCCGCGCGUAAAACUAACUAUUCAGUACCAAGUGGGUGAUUUGGUGCAUCCAGUGCGAUAUGGAAAUAUUCUGAAGCCAAGUGAAGCACAAACGGCUCCGAAUGUGCAGUUUGAUGGAAAGUUUGUAUUUACCGGCGACAAGGGCAGCGAGGAAAAGGAAAGCUUGUGGUGUCUGCUGAUGACCAAUCCCGAUGGGCAUUUUGAGGAUAGUGAAAAGGAAUACUGCCACUGGUUUGUAGGAAACAUUCCCAAUGGUGACAUCAAAAAGGGUGAAGAGUUGAUAUCAUACCUCCAACCGUUUCCACCGAAGGGCACCGGCUAUCAUCGACAUGUUUUCGUGCUGUACAAGCAGAAUGCUCGUAUCGAUUUUUCGCAGUAUCGACUAACGGAUACAUACGAUCUGCCCGGACGGACGUUCCGUACGCUCGAUUUCUAUCGUCAGCAUCAGGAUAGUAUUACGCCCGUUGGUUUGUCAUUUUUCCAAUCGGACUGGGACACAAGUUUGCCCGCGUUCUAUCACGAGAAGCUACAGCUGCAGCAUCCCGUAUUCGAGUACGACUUUCCGGCACCGUAUAUUAGGGAGCAGGAAUGGUUUCCACUCCGGAAGCCAUUCAAUCUGUACAUGGAUAAAUAUCGUGACCCGGCACAGAUCCGGAAAGAAUAUUUGGCACGAAAGCUCGCCAAAACGCAUCCAUUUAAUGGACCCGAGCCUCCGCUACGUUUCCCCAAUGCACAUCCGGUAACUGAUGUGCCUUCCUGGUUGCGUACAGAAAUUAAAAAGGAUCGUCUUGGAUGGGGUAGGAUAAACGAUAUAUAGUCUAUGAGCGCUAAAUUUGUACUGGAAUUUAACAAACUUUAUCAUUAGAGUACAGUCAUAAUACACGGAAUGUUUCAACGUAUAAA
This is a messenger RNA of Anopheles funestus (African malaria mosquito), 1381 nucleotides long. RefSeq names its product 39S ribosomal protein L38, mitochondrial (gene mRpL38). NCBI's taxonomy places the organism in Eukaryota, Metazoa, Arthropoda, Insecta, Diptera, Culicidae. The coding region runs from base 57 to 1295 and encodes 412 amino acids. The record is from RefSeq and is a predicted model, not a curated record. The transcript has 4 exons. Gene Ontology annotation, cellular component: mitochondrial large ribosomal subunit.